Messenger RNA from Leptinotarsa decemlineata (Colorado potato beetle), 1097 nucleotides. Its product is annotated as macrophage mannose receptor 1. The record is from RefSeq and is a predicted model, not a curated record. NCBI's taxonomy places the organism in Eukaryota, Metazoa, Arthropoda, Insecta, Coleoptera, Chrysomelidae.
UCAGAAUAAAAUUCAACAGUCACGAUUGAAUGAGUAUAAAAAUGUCUUUCGUCAUACGUUCAGUCCUCCUACUUUUAUUCGUUUUCUGUUGGAGUGGUAUUUGCAAUGGAGCUCCCGCGAGUGUAGACGAUUUUUAUCUGGGAACGGAGAAGGUUUCUCGAGACGACGCAGUUGUGCUUUGUCAAGAACGAUCUAUGGAACUUGUUAGCAUUCAAGAUUCUGAGAAAAAUGAAGCUAUUUACGAAUUAUUGAAAAAACAUGAUAUCAAUUAUCCCGUUUGGACAUCUGGAUAUCAAAGUUCCAAUGGAUCAAUCUGGACCUGGUUGAACGGAGGAGAAUUCAAAUAUUUCAACUGGGGUCCAGGAGAGCCUAAUUCUGCUAGAGGCAACGAGAGUUGUUUGGAAGUGUUCAAAAAGAAUACCGAAGUUUUAUGGAACGACCAACCAUGUGAAGAUAAGCGUGGUUUCAUUUGUGAAAAAGUACAAAACGAAUGUGAGACAGAAUUAGUUAGUGUCAGCGUUAAUGAGAAUGUAUGCUCCAUAAGCGCAUCUGAACCAAAUAUUCCUGCUAAGAAGUUCUAUCUUAGUACACAAAAGGCAACGUAUGCCCAGGCAUUGAAAAGUUGUUCUGACAUGUUCAUGCAACUUGCUGAAUUACGGAAUGAAGAAGAAAAUAACGCCUUAUACAAAGUGAUGCACGGAAUAGCAACAACCCCAUACUGGACUGCAGGACACAGAAACCCUGGUGGUAGCUGGGAAUGGUUGAACAACGAACCUAUUACUUAUUUCAACUGGAGAGCAGGAGAACCCAAUUCCGCCUCAAACGUAGGAGCCUGCCUCGAAGUUUUCGUUUCAGACAAAACCUUAUUAUGGAAUGAUCAAAUUUGCUCCGACGAACGCUUUUUCGUUUGCCAAAAAGUAGAUCCUGUUGUGCAAAUAGCUGUGAAAGGAAAACUUACUCUUCCUAGUGGAUCAGGAAACAAUCAGCAGAAAGACUGUUCUGUGGUUGUGAAAAAUUUGUAAUUGGAUAUUGUUAUAGUUUUUUUUUUAAAUGAAAUCUUGAAAGAAAAUCAAUAAAUCGUGAAAUUGUUCUGCUUA